Molecule: messenger RNA, 818 nt
Organism: Gordionus sp. m RMFG-2023
Lineage: Eukaryota; Metazoa; Nematomorpha; Gordioida; Chordodea; Parachordodidae
Product: thioredoxin reductase-like selenoprotein T
Exons: 5
Biological process (GO): cell redox homeostasis
Cellular component (GO): endoplasmic reticulum membrane
Molecular function (GO): thioredoxin-disulfide reductase (NADPH) activity
Source: RefSeq, a predicted model, not a curated record
UCAUAAAAAAUGAUAGACUCUCGCUUCAAAAUAUUAUCAUUGAUGAUUUUAUAUUUUAUUUUUUUAACUUAUAAAGAUAUAUUUAUGAAAAAUUCAGAAAAGGUAACUAUAGAUAAAAUUGAGGUUAUUAAAAUGGAAUCUGGUUACAAUACUAUCAAAUUUCAAUACUGUUUCUCGUGAGGCUACAAGAAAACAUAUGAACAAUAUCGUCAUUAUAUACAUGAAAAUUAUCCAUUUUUACACAUAGAAGCUAUGCCUAAUUUUUAUACUUGGAUGCUUAGCAAUAAAUCAUAUGCUUCAUUGAUGAUAUUUUUUAUAUCAAAUGCAAUUGAAAGUCAACUUUUAUCCACAGGUGCAUUUGAGAUAAAACUGAAUGAUGUACCUUUGUGGUCUAAAAUUGAAAGUGGAAGAGUGCCUGCUAUACAAGAAUUAUUCCAAAUAUUGGAUAAUCAGAUGAGACUUAUUAAUCUUAAAAGACCUAAUAUACAUUAAUUUAUUUAAUAAUUGUCAAACUUAUGAAAAUUUUUAUUGAAACUGGUAUUUUAACCAGAGAUUUAAAUUGGAAAAAAUGACAAUGUUUAUGAUGUUUUGUCUUCAACUAAAUAUAAUGUAAAUAAUAUUUAAAUUUGAUGGAUAUUAUUAAUAUAUUAUAUCAUAUAUUUAAAUGUCUUAUAAUGCUAAGUUCAUACUGUUAAAUCUAUAUCAUUAAGGCCAUACGAUGGUGCCAAUGAGGCCACAAUUCUAAGGUAGAAACCUUUAGGUAAUUUUUGGGGGUGGCAAAAAAUUUUAAUUUUUUUAUAAUAUCAAAAAUAUAUAAA